AUGAUCGACUUGACAGAGUACAGAACACCAACUUGGACCACCGGUGGUGUUCGCGCAUGGGGAGCGCAUUGUUGCAAAGAAGGAUUUAUAUCAUCCUUGGGAGCGUGUAUGUCCAGCUUCACCACGCCCCUCACUGCAUACAAUCCAGAACAAGUCGGCGGCGAAACCACCUCUGACGGCAGCGUUUGGUUCUUUGUGACCAGCGAUUCGGACUCGAGGAAUAAUUCUACCGUGAUCAGUACGGGUGUCGCGCAGAUGAACGCGAUGCUCGUUUACUGGCAGGAGUCGGAUCUUGAGAAUUUUGACACGGGGUAUGCGUCGGAGCUUGCUGAGGCGUUAUUGCCGAGUAAUACGUUUGCGCCUUCUGUCACGACGACGGCGGGAACCAUAUUGGGAUUGCAAAGCGGAACAGCAGUACCGCCAGAUCGCAGCCAGCUCGUCUCAGCGACAGUGGAUCCCAAAUCGAAUGCAGAGCAAGCAGACCGUCCUUCGAUAUCUGGCCUCAGUACUGGGGUCAAAGUAGGUAUAGCCGUGGGAGUAGGCAUCGGCGUGGUGCUAUUGUUCUUUAUCGGGUUCUUACUUUAUAAAAGAGUAUCGAUACUUCACCGCAAGGCGAGACUGGAUCACGAAACGGCCAAACAGAAUGAACAGCCUGAGUUCGUUCCUGUAAAAGAUGGGGAUAACAAAGAUGAGGCAUACACCCCACUCCCUUCUAGCGAUGCGAGAUGGUCGGUGUUUUUGAGGAAGCAAUGA
Molecule: messenger RNA, 753 nt
Organism: Alternaria arborescens
Lineage: Eukaryota; Fungi; Ascomycota; Dothideomycetes; Pleosporales; Pleosporaceae
Exons: 2
Coding region: 1-753 (250 amino acids)
Source: RefSeq, a predicted model, not a curated record